UGGGUGUGCUGGUGUCACAUGGGGCCUGGGCGUGGCUAGAUGGAGGUGUGUGUUCACAGGGCAGACCGUUGAGUGUGACCGUUGUGUCAGUGUGUCUUCAUCCACGAGGAUGCACGAUUCUUCCUUGCUCUGCCCCAAGACACACUCCAGCCCCUCCUUAGUCUGAGAAGCGGGGUUGGGGAGCCUCCCCUCUGCCCAAGGGCCUCCCGGCCCCUCCCUGCCCUGCCCAGCAGACACCACCCCCAGAGGGCACCGGCUCUCUGUGCCUCAAAGCGAGAGCCCCAGAGCAACUGAGCGGAGCAGGCUGAGGACCUGCUAGCCACGGUGGCUGCCCUUUGUGUGCUGCGAGGUGGGGGACCCUGGGCAGGAAGCUGGCUGAGUCCCAAGACCCAGGGGGCCAUGGGCGGGGAGCUGGUGCCUGGCCUGGGAGCCCUUCGGCGGCGAAAGCGCCUGCUGGAGCAGGAGAAGUGGCUGGCCUGCUGGGCACUGACACUGGCGGGAAUUGGCAUCGGGCUCAUGGUGCUUCACGCAGAGAUGCUGUGGUUCGGAGGGUGCACGUGGGCGUUCUACCUGUUCCUGGUUAAAUGCACCAUCAGCAUCUCCACCUUCCUGCUCCUCUGCUUCAUCGUGGCCUUUCAUGCCAAAGAGGUCCAGCUGUUCAUGACGGACAACAGCCUCCGGGACUGGCGCGUGGCGCUAACGGGGCGGCAGGCGGCGCAGAUCGUGGUGGAGCUGGCGGUGUGCGGGCUGCACCCGGCGCCGGUGCGGGGCCCGCCGUGCCCGCUGCCCAGCGCGACGCAGCCCUGGCCGGGCUUCCUGAGCCAGGGGGAGGCGCUGCUGUCGCUGGCCAUGCUGCUGCGCCUCUACCUGGUGCCCCGCGCCGUGCUCCUGCGCAGCGGCGUCCUGCUCAACGCGUCCUACCGCAGCAUCGGCGCCCUCAACCAGGUCCGCUUCCGCCACUGGUUCGUGGCCAAGCUCUACAUGAACACGCACCCCGGCCGCCUGCUGCUCUGCCUCACGCUGGGCCUCUGGCUCACCACCGCCUGGGUGCUGUCGGUGGCCGAGAGGCAGGCUGUUAAUGCCACCGGACACCUCUCCGACACUCUGUGGCUGAUCCCCAUCACAUUCCUGACCAUCGGCUAUGGGGACGUGGUGCCGGGCACCAUGUGGGGCAAGAUUGUUUGCCUCUGCACCGGAGUCAUGGGCGUCUGCUGCACAGCCCUGCUGGUGGCGGUGGUGGCUCGGAAGCUGGAGUUCAAUAAGGCAGAGAAGCAUGUGCACAACUUCAUGAUGGACAUCCAGUAUGCCAAAGAGAUGAAGGAGUCGGCUGCCCGAGUGCUCCAAGAGGCCUGGAUGUUCUACAAACAUACACGCAGGAAGGACUCUGGAGCUGCCCGCAGGCACCAGCGCAGGCUGCUGGCUGCUAUCAACACGUUCCGCCAAGUGCGGCUGAAACACCGAAAGCUCCGGGAACAAGUGAACUCCAUGGUGGACAUCUCCAAGAUGCACAUGAUCCUGUGUGACCUGCAGCUGGGUCUGAGCAGCUCACAUCAGGCCCUGGAAAAGCGAAUUGACACACUGGCAGGGAAGCUGGACACCCUGACGGAGCUGCUUAGCACGGCCCUGAAGCAGCUUCCAGAACCCAGCCAGGAGGCCACAUAGCUGGACCCAUGGAGGAAGAACCCGGCUACUUUACCCAGGAUUGGGGUCAAGGACAUUCUCUCUUCUACUCCUGACCCAGCCCUAUGACUAAAACACCUCAAAUGCAAGGAAUCAAGGGGCCCCACCUUGGGGUGGGUUGACUCACUGAAGCUGCUGGAGGGGCACUGGCUGAAGGAGGGAGGCCAUGGCCCAUCCCGGAGGCCCCAAAUGGGAAAAUGGUCACCACUACCCCACAUACCCUCAACCAAAACAUCCUCACUGUGCUGCUACCGACGACCCCCAGCUUCUGCAGAAGUGGAGGUGCCUGGGGGCUGAGACCGCUGGGGCCCAGAGUUCGGGAUCCUGGGGUGCCUCAGUUACCGCUGGUCGGCAGAGCUGAAGGAGCCAGGCCUGAAGCUGGGACAAGGCAGGAGGUGGCGCCCCCUGGUGGGAGAGCAGGAGGACACUUUUUCUAGAGUCACAGAGAAUAUGGUGGGAGAGG
Molecule: messenger RNA, 2143 nt
Organism: Eptesicus fuscus (big brown bat)
Lineage: Eukaryota; Metazoa; Chordata; Mammalia; Chiroptera; Vespertilionidae
Gene: KCNN4
Product: potassium calcium-activated channel subfamily N member 4
Exons: 9
Coding region: 400-1662 (420 amino acids)
Biological process (GO): potassium ion transmembrane transport
Cellular component (GO): neuron projection; plasma membrane; neuronal cell body
Molecular function (GO): small conductance calcium-activated potassium channel activity; intermediate conductance calcium-activated potassium channel activity; calmodulin binding
Source: RefSeq, a predicted model, not a curated record